UCUGCGAGAAUCCUCAAACCACCAAUCCCGUUUUCAAGCUAUUGCGUCUGCUGCUCCGAGUCAUGAAGAAUGGUUUGAACCAGCCAUGUCCGUUUCCUCCUCGUACCCCGUUAAUUCGUACCGCUCAGCCGACAAUGUCGACCCUGUUGCUGCUAAGUCUUCCAAAGGCAAGGCUAAAGCACAGACAAAUCUUACGUCCCGCCUUGGCAACAUGGUCCGUAACUUUCUAGGCUCUUCUCGCACCAAAUCUCAUUCCUUUUCAGAUUCACAGGUCAGUCUCAAACGGGCUGCUUCACCCUUUUAUUCUGACAAUGAUCGUGCAGCGUCUGUCCGCAAGGUUUCUCAACGUCCAUCCCCUACUGCUGUCGCUCCUACUCCCGUCUCCACCUCAAUGGAUACUCUCCAAAAAGAGAAGAAGAGUUACGACGUCAAAACGCUGACCUUGCCUUCAAACUCUCUGAACUUCAAAAAACGAACGAACUGCAACUGGCAAAGAUGGACAAGCAAGCUAAUCAGAUAAUUGCUCUGCAACAGUCCAUCGAUAACUUAACCAAAGACUUCUCGGCCAUGAACCACAAUUACCAACAGCUUCU
Molecule: messenger RNA, 593 nt
Organism: Umbelopsis ramanniana AG
Lineage: Eukaryota; Fungi; Mucoromycota; Umbelopsidomycetes; Umbelopsidales; Umbelopsidaceae
Exons: 1
Coding region: 86-520 (144 amino acids)
Source: RefSeq, a predicted model, not a curated record